Molecule: messenger RNA, 1200 nt
Organism: Gregarina niphandrodes
Lineage: Eukaryota; Apicomplexa; Conoidasida; Eugregarinorida; Gregarinidae
Exons: 2
Coding region: 1-1200 (399 amino acids)
Molecular function (GO): protein heterodimerization activity
Source: RefSeq, a predicted model, not a curated record
AUGAAGAAAAGUUUAAGAGUUCAUACAUAUGACUCCUCAAUAGAAAAUGAAUACUACUAUUUGCUGCGAGUAUUAAGGAGGUCGGUUGCUGCUAUUGCCAGCAACAUGGGUUUAAAGUCAUUCCGGUCUCUUGGGGUGUUGAAUACGAUUGCUUCGGAAUUGAAUUCGUAUAUUGGAAUGUUGGCAGGUCAGACUCGUAUAAUCUGUUCGAUGAAACAUCACAUGAAAGCGAACUUCGUAGACGUGUUGCAUGCAUUGGAGUUGUUGGAUAAGCAGUUGUUGGAUACGUUAUUGAGCGAGCCAGUACUGAGUAACGCGGAGGUGGAGACGACGGACGACACGGCGAUCCAGCGUUAUGCGAAUAUAAGAUUAAACCGUCCGAAUAACGAAGUACCGGACAUCACGAUUGGGUUUAAUGAUCGUGGUAUGCCGAUAACGGAGAGUGCGCUGAAUAAUUUCGAUUUUGUAAAAUCUGGGACGUCUUAUGUAGAGAUGGUAGCAGGCCGUUGCGCCUCGGUUUUGCGGCCUACGCAGCCGAUUCCGCAGUUGGUGAUUGAUGAGCUAGUGGCGAGUCCGAAGAUCCUUUUGCCGUUGAGUCCGUCCCAAGAUGUGUGGCUGCAGGACAUCAUUAAGGAGCAUAAGCACCGUAAGGAAGUGGACGGAUUAAACCAGCCACUGUACACCAUGUAUCUGCAGCAAGCGGCGCAACCCUCUUCGGCCGAAAGCUUCACAAUGAAACUCCACCAAACGGACACGACCAUGGGCGCAGUGGGGAAGAUUCUGAAGCCCUACAGGUAUCAAGACGACCAACCCACGACCGUGCGCGCACUUAAUGAACAGUUCUACUCCCUCAUGUCUGACUCAGACCCCCACCUGCUAAACAUCGAGAAUCUGCCCAUUAACAUCCCCAGUCAGGUCGACUGGUGGAUGCCGGUCUACCCACUCGGGCCAGAAAAUCUCGACAAACUUGUUGAUUCUGUACCCGACAAGCCGGAGUCUCCUGGUGGUGGCCGCGUCCAGGACAACAAAUCCGGCGGCGCCGAUCAGACAGCUGCCCCGACCCAGGGAGCACCUGAGAACAGACCUUUGGGCUUCGAUGCCGCUCUUGAGGAAAAAGUCGAACUUCAAAUCGAACUCUGCAACGUCGAACCAGACUUCCCCUCCAUAGUCCAACUCGAACGCUCCACCAAGCCGGCCUAG